This is a messenger RNA of Linum trigynum, 3626 nucleotides long. The record is from the annotation of a GenBank genome assembly. Lineage: Eukaryota; Viridiplantae; Streptophyta; Magnoliopsida; Malpighiales; Linaceae.
CCCACCAUUUGGAGUUUGCAAUUAUAAUAUUUCGGUUUUUCGGUCGGAAAUUCGGAAAUUCUGUUCGGUUAAAAGAACUUUAAUUUUCGAACUAUCCAUAUUUUCUUUCCGAAUUCCAAACCGAAUAGCAUUAAUUCGGUUUCGGUUUGGGUUUACCGAACCAUUUGCCCACCCCUACUUGGCUCCCUCGUCUUUCUUUGGCAUCGUGCCUCCUGUAAUGAAAAAAAAAAAAAAAUCUUGGUCUUUGGAUUCCACAUUUUUUUAAAGGUGAAAAGGCUAAAGUUGGAAAUUUUGGGAAAAUUUAAACGAUAUGGGAAAUGGGGUCCAUGGAGACUGGACUGGAGAGGCAAAUGGUGAUGGGCAAAAGAGUAAUUUCCACCUCCCCGCCACGAGAUGUCAGAUGAGCAGAGCCCGCGACCGCCGUGAGCCCGUGAUUCAUUGAACAAACACAUCAUACAUCCCAGCCCAAAGUUUCUCUCUCUUAUCUCUCUCCCCCGCGGCCGAAAACUCGACGCCGUUCUCUUUCUAACUCCUUACUUUCUCUUUCCCGUCGCCUCAAUUUCUCUCGCGGAACAAAUUCGUCAAAACCGCUUUCUGUAGAUCGCGAUACCUGCAAUGGAUUCCUUCCCAUAACCCUAGUCACUCCCUCUUCCCUCGGUCUCCGAUCAAUCCAGCCGUCGCUGUUUGAACGAUUUAGUAAUGGACGGUGAAGUCCAAAAAGGAGAUAGUCCAGGCGCUCCGGCCAGCGGUGGUGGCGGCGGCGGAGGAGAUGUAGCGAAGGCACCGGUGGCGCCGAUGGCUGCGCAGUCGAACGCGCCGCCGCCGUUCCUCAGCAAGACGUAUGAUAUGGUGGAUGACCCGGCCACCGACUCCGUGGUGUCGUGGAGCUCGACGAACAACAGCUUCGUGGUGUGGAAUCCGCCGGAGUUCGCUCGGGACCUGCUCCCCAAGUAUUUCAAGCACAACAACUUCUCCAGCUUCGUUCGGCAGCUGAAUACAUACGGCUUUCGAAAAGUAGACCCAGAUAGGUGGGAAUUUGCAAACGAGGGUUUCUUAAGAGGACAAAAGCAUCUCCUUAGGACCAUAACCCGGCGGAAACCAGCACAAGGUCACACCCAACCACAACCCCAGCCCUCCCACUCCCAGACCUCAUCUGUUGGUGCUUGUGUCGAGGUUGGGAAAUUUGGGCUUGAGGAAGAAGUCGAGCGGCUCAAGAGGGACAAAAACGUACUUAUGCAGGAACUUGUCAGGUUGAGACAGCAGCAACAGGCUACCGACGGGCAGUUGCAGACCAUGGUGCAGCGGCUUCAAGGAAUGGAGCAGCGACAGCAGCAGAUGAUGUCGUUUUUGGCAAAGGCUAUGCAGAGCCCCGGGUUCUUGGCCCAGUUUGUACAACAGCAGAAUGAGAAUAAUCGGCGCAUAUCCGAGACUAACAAAAAACGGAGGCUCAAGCAAGAUGGAGUCACGGAUAAUAAUGAGCCUUCGAGUGUUCCUGAUGGCCAGAUAGUUAGGUAUCAGCCAUUGAUGAAUGAGGCAGCGAAAGCCAUGAUGAGGCAGAUCAUGAAAGUUGAUUCUUCUUCCAGUGCGUUGGACAACGGAAACUCUCCUGCGCGUAUAUCCGGCGUAACUCUCCAAGAGGUUCCACCAGUUUCUGGACUCUCAGGGAAUAGUCCUGUUGCCAUGGUAUCUGAAAUACAAUCAUCUCCCUCUAUUACGAGUUGUGAAAGCACUAUUGCAGCAUCUCAGUUCCCAGAGGCAGCUUCUAUUCCCAUGAUUCCCGAGCUUUCUCAAAUUCCGGAAAUGGUACCCCAAAGUACGACUGAUCUUCCGCUGGAUGAUUACAUGGAACCAGAUACAGGAAACGAUUGCUUUAUACCAUCGUCAUUGGAUAUGAAUGGAGCAAUGCAGACAUUCGAUCUAGGUAACAUUCAUCUUGAUCCCGACGAUAGUCUUGAUGCGCUGCUGGCUCCAGGGUUCUGGGAUGAACUGAUCGUGCAAAGCCCGGUUCCCGACGAUAUUGAGUCGAGUUCCAUGGAUGCCAAGACCGAGCAUAUGGACCAGCUGACUGAGCAAAUGGAGCUUCUCUCGUCAGAGGCCAAGAAGCUGCUUUAGUUGGGUUUUUACCACUGCUCCAUCAUAAUAUGGCUCUCCUUCCUCCCCAAUCAUUCAAGGUAAAAUAUUUUGCAACUCGUUGGCUCCAAGGAAAACAGCCAUCGGAGAGGUCUUGUACUGUUUCUACCCCAGUGGCUAGUCCCUCAAUUCUGCACAUAUAGAAGAAUUAUGAAAGGUGGAGAAGUUUCAGCCUUACUCAUAUACUUUUUACUAAUUUGUCUCUCUUACCCUAAUCAUUUUCAGUAGUGCAGAAAACGAAACUCCGUGUGAUAUCGAAAGUCCCGCUCUCUUGUGUUCCUUUUGAGACAGCCAUUGGAUCUGCAAGUUUUUUAGUCUGAAAUAGCUCUACUGUCAUGCAUGUCUUUCCUGGAAUUGAUUUCUCUGUAAUCGUCCCGGGUAGAUCUGGAUUAACAUAACCAUCUCUUAUUAGGAUGAAGCCUUGCUUUGAAUUGGUUGGAGUGUUAUGUUAAUCCAGUUUGCGGUCCUUGUUACCUGAAAUUUCAGCCGUGGUUCUUGGGAUGGGAUAUGUCAUGUACAGAGAAAUACCGUGUGUUCCAAGGUUCCCGUAAUGUAUGUCUUUUCUGUCUAGCUUAUAGGUGGUGGUUCAGUGUAGUGAUUUCUUAACUAAAUUGAUUUUGAGGUUAGGGUUGAAUGUUUGGCUACAAUUUAUGUUCAGUUGAGAUGGUAAUGGUUUAAUAGUGCGAUAAUGCCACAGAUUUACUUCUAAGAACUCUUCUGAUAAUAGACAGCAAAACCAAGCACAGAAGAAAACAUGACUGCGCUCAGUGAUGCUCUUAGGGGUCGAUCGGUGCUUGUCGAGCAUGUCCUUAUGAUUUUUAUGUAUGAAAUUUGUCAUCUUCGAGUCAAUAUUGUCUCGUGGAACGCCCUUGUGAUUUACGACGCAUGAACUAUUAGAAACAUACCAGCAACGUAUGUUCUAACUAAUCCCUAAUCUAAAAAAAAAGUACGUUCUAACUAAUAACGUUUGCAGACGAAGAAUUUAGUGAAAUGUGUAAGGAAAAAUAAACGACAUGAAAGAUGCAUUUGUCAAGGAUCUUGGUAGAAACAACGGUUUUGUUGACGUAUAAUAUACUAGGCAAAGAACCAAUUGUUUUCACUAAUAACAAUUUGUUUUUUUUUUUUUUUUUCUUCUUUUUGUGUGAUGAUCAUUGGAAAUUUGUUCAUUCAACCAAAUGUCUUGUGGGACAAGGACAACUAACAACUAUGAGCUCUUGCUUCUAAACAAUCACAAGUAAAACCAAAAUAGCUUUUGCUUGGCAAAAUACUUGUCAACCAGAACCAUCUUUUGCUAAACCUAGAUGAUGGAAAUCGAAAUUUUAGGCAAUUUCCAUUUGAUUUGCAUUUUAUAAUCCUCAUUUGCUUGAUUCAUCACGAAAUGUCCUUGAUUUUCAAUUUUUUUUAUAUAAUGAAUGAAUAAAGAAUGUGUGAAUUUAAUAGUUUUAUUUUUUUCUAAGUAUCUCGGCAAAAUUAUUCAAUACAAUUUCAAAAGUUUA